Megalopta genalis is the source of this 2024-nucleotide messenger RNA. The record is from RefSeq and is a predicted model, not a curated record. NCBI's taxonomy places the organism in Eukaryota, Metazoa, Arthropoda, Insecta, Hymenoptera, Halictidae.
AAAUACCACUGUGCAGAAAGAAAAGAAUGUGAGCUAAAUAUUAACGACUAUACCUCAAUUGAAAUAAUUAUGUACAACACUUGUUACAAAAUACGAGUACGACCUGAACUGAGCUGAACUGAGCUGAACGUACAAAGUUUUUCGACUGCUUAUCAGUUAGCUGCCGCCACAGUCUGAAUUGGUCUGAAUCAUGGUCUGAAUUUAGCGAUCCAGUUAGUAAACGAUGUGAAUCUUGUGCAAGACUCUAAUCUAUGUAAUAGCAAUAAAAAACGUCAAUUAAUAGUGAUAAUCUUUCUUUUACUGUAGCAAUAAGAUCAAUUAGUGAUUGUUUUAAUUUAAUAAUAAAUUGCAAUAAAAUUUGCACCUUAAAAGAAAAUUAUUUUCAAUUAAUAAAAAAGACCAGCGUAUGUAUAAAUCAAGUUUUUAAAAUACAUUUUCGAAUUAUAAAUUUAUAAUAUUCAAUAAAUUUUUAUAUUUUAAUAACCUUCGAAUUUUUUUUUUGUAACGAGAAGUCCUGACCAGAAAUUAGACCAAUCAGAAGUCUCGAUUUAUUAUACGAAUGUCUAAAGUUGUAUGCAUCGGUUUAGUUUAGGUGUUUCAAUUGAAUGCGAUUUCUUUACCACACGAUUUAAUAAUUUUUUGUACAUAAAUUUGCGUUGAAACAAGUGAUCGUUGACCACUUAUGUUUCACAAUUACAAGAUACUUUUAAGUUUUGUUGCGUACAAUUCUUUUCGCGUACUUUCGAGUAGUAGCAGAGAAUGAAUUUUGCCGGCUUCUUACUUAUAUGCAUUGUUAUCAGUUUCGUGACAAUUUCUGCGAAAUGUGAAUCUUUUUGGAGAAAAGGCAUAUCGUCUUUAUAUAGUGCAUUUGAUAGAUCCAUAGAUUACAUACCAUGUAGUUUUAUGGAAUGUUGUAAUAAUGAAUAUAUUUCAUCUGACAUCAACAAAUUAGAUGAUAUCUUGAGAGAAAACCUUUAUGGGCAAGAAAUAGCUCAUCGUGUAGUAAUAAGUGCAUUGCGUGGACAUUUAGGUCAAGUCAAUCCUCCAAAAGCUCUGGUUAUGAGCUUUCACGGUCCUCCAGGAACUGGUAAAACAUUUGUGGCUCAAAUGAUAGCCAAAUCAUUUUACAAGAAAGGGGAACAAAGUAGAUAUUAUCAUUUCUUCAAUGGUCGCAACGAUUUUCCUUUAGAACAAGAUGUUGAACUCUAUAAGGAAGCGUUACGUAAAACUAUUAUCCAUAGUUUAACAAACUGUGAGAGGUCAUUAUUUAUAUUUGACGAGGUAGAUAAAAUGCCAGAAGGUGUAUUAAAUGCUCUUGUACCGUUUUUGGAUUAUAAUACUCAAUUGAAAUCAUGGAGAUUUUCCAGUACUGUGUUAAACACUAAAAGAGGAAUAUAUAUAUUUUUAUCAAAUACUGGUAGCUCACGAAUCAUACAACGCUUAUUAACUCUUUGGGAAGAAGGAAAACAUAGAAGCCAAGCUAAAGUUCAAGAUUUCGAAAAUUUGAUAAGUGUUGGAGCAUUUAAUGAGAAAGGUGGUCUUCAUCAUAGUGAUACAAUCGACACUAGUCUCAUAGAUCACUAUGUGCCUUUUUUACCACUNNNAGAAGCACAUGUAAAACAAUGCUUAGUUAAAGCUUUUGUAAACAGAGAUAUUGGUCCUUCUGUAGAUAUGAUACAAUCUGCAAUGUCUUAUGUGAUUUUUGGACCUGAUCCUCACAAUCUUUAUGCAACGACUGGUUGUAAAAGAUUAGAACAAAAGGUAGCUGCUAUUAUAUAUAGUGGAAGGAAAAAGAAAGAAAAUAAUGAAUUAUAGGAUCAUGAAGCACUAUUUUUUCUUAUGUUAACGUUUGAAUAAGAACUAAAUUUUAUUGAUUAUUCUCAUUGGCACAAUCAGAAAAUAUGUGUAACAGUUAAAAAAAUAGUACAAUGAAUUUGCUACUAUAAUGUGUGUAGCGAUACUUGUGUAUGUAUUUGUAUAUAUAUAUAUAUCUAAGGAAUAGUUAAAAUUUGCAUUGUUAACAA